AUGGCGCCGCGCGGGAGCGCGCGAAGUGCCGAGGAAGGCGCGCGCGCGGACGUCCCUUCGCCCGAUGAGACCGCCGAAUCUUCGGUCGACUCGUCGUCGCCGCACGCGCGCGCGCGUAUCGCGCCCGCGCCCGCGCGCGCGCCGCACCCGCGCCCGCGAUGCGAGCGUAACGGUACCGCGGAAGCGGCCUCCGUCGCGCGGGCGUCGAAAAGCGCGACGACGCCCCCUCCCGCGCCCGCGCCCGCGCCCGGCGCGUCGUCCAAGGCGGCGUGGAUCCCCGCGCCGUCGCCGUCGCCGCUGCCGCCGAAGAAGAAACUCCUUCCGUCCCCCGUCUCCGUGAACACCGCGGAAGCGCUCGCGGAGAGCGCCGGCGGCGACGACGACGACGACGCCGAGCGUGACGACGCCGCGUCCGCGCCAGCUGUGCGCGCCUCGGACGCCGACGCCGCGGCGGCGGCGGCGGCGGCGGCGUCCGAGGCGGCGGCGGCGACGAUCGCCGCCGCGGCGGCGAUCGGCGCGCCUCCCUCCGCGGCGGCCGCCGCGGCCGUCAUCGCCGCGGCGUCGCGCAUCGCGCAGAGCCCCUCCCCCGGCGCGGCGUCGGCGUCGGCGUCGGACCCGUCGCCGAUGGAUCCGUCCGCGGCGCUCGGGUUCUCUCCGUUUCGACCGCCGACGCCGGGGAACUCCCCGGGCGGCUACCAGCCCUCGCCGAUGAUCGACGACCCGAUCGCGGCGGCGGAGGUGGUGGCGGCGGCGGCGGCGGCGACGAACGCGCGAGGCCAACACGUGUACCCGCACGACAUCCGCGCCGGCGCGUGGAAGCCGCCGUCGCCGAAGGAUUGGUCGCUCGCGAAGCCGUUCCGGCCCGGCGGCGGCGGAGGAGGAGGAGGUACCGCGGGGUACAACCCCGGCGCGCUCGGCGGCGGGACGUUUCUGCAGUUCGCCGCGGGCGCGAUGAAGGCGAAAAGCGGCCUGGGAUACGCCGCGAGCGGCGCGGCCGCCGCCGCGGCCGCCGCCGCGACGGAGCCGCCGCCGGCGACGCACAGCUGUGCGGCGCGCGGCGGCGGCGCCGACGAGAUGAAACCCGAGGACGACGCGAGGGAUCUCGCGCCGGUGGUGGGCGGCGCGGCGAGAGACGCGGACGAGGACACUAUCGCGUGGCGCGCGGCGAAGACGAAGACGAAGACGAAGACGAGCGGCGACACGUCUUCCGCGCCGCUCGAUCUCGAUCCGGCGGCGAUGGACCCCGCCGUCGCCGCCGUCGCGAAAAUUCUCCCGCCCGCGGCGACGCCCAGGAGCCCGGAGCAGCUCGCCGCGGCCGCGGUGGCGUACAACCUCGAGUACGCGCAGGCGAUGCGGGCGUGGUUGGCGCCGCCGGCGCGCGCGUCGACGUCGACCGCGAACGCGUCGGCGACGACGGCGAUGAGCGCGGCCGCGAUGGCGGACUUCCCGCCGCUCGGGUCCGAGCCGCCGCCGCCGACGUCGCUCGCGCCGCUCGCGCCGACGACGACCGAACCCGCGCCGACGCCGACGCCGACGCCGGUCAGCUUCGGCGGCACGACGCCCGCGUCGCCCGCCUCGACGCGCCCGCCGCUCGAGACCCGCCCGCUGGAAGCGCCGCUGCCGCCGCUGUCCAUGACGUUCAUGCACGCGAACGGCGGCGGCGAAGGCGGCGAAGGCGAAGGCGCGGCGUCGCCGCCGCUCCCCGCGCGCGCGCGCCGCCUCCGCGCGGGCGCCGCGAACUCGGACCCGGCGUUUCGCGACGCGCUCUGGCAUGUCGCGGAUAGAGAGGCGAUGAUCAACGGCACGCGGCUCUCGAACACGCUGGACCCGAGCGCGUACGACGGCGCGAGUCUGGACGAUCUCUACGCCGGCGACGGCGACGUUCGGUUCUUCGUGAUCAAAUCCUUCGCCGAGGAGGACGUUCGGAAGAGCGUGAAGCACGGGUGCUGGACAUCGACGUCGCAAGGGAACGCGCGUCUGGACGCGGCGUGGCGCGGCGAGGACGUGUUCACGUUCGAGCCGCACGGCGACGACGAGAACGGCGACGACGAGCGCGAGCGCGAGCGCGAGGGUGAGGGUGAGGGCGAGACCGCCGCCGCCGCCGCCGCCGCCGCCGCCGCGGAUUCCUCCUCGGGCUCGGGCUCGGGCUCGGGCUCGGACCCGGCUUCCGACGCGGAGCCCGCGUCCGACUCGGACGAGCCGUCCGUGCGAUCCGUGGACACGCAGACCCCGGGCCCGCCGCUCCUGGACGACGCGACGCCCGCGACGGCGGAGUCCGCGACGAAGACGACGAUCGCGCCCUGCUCGCGGCCGGGCUCCUCUGGCGCCCCCCCCUCGAAACCGCGCGUGAUCCUGUUCUUCUCCGUCAACUCCAGCGGGCACUUCUGCGGCGUCGCGGAGAUGACGUCCCCCGUCGACGACGACGCCGUCGACGCGACGCUUCUGCCCCCCGCGGCGGCGGCGAGCUGGCCCGGGCGAUUCGCCGUGAAGUGGCACAUCGUGAAGGACGUCCCGAACACGGCGCUGCGGCACAUCCGCGUGUGCGCGGGGGAUAAGAAGCCCGUGCCGAACUCGCGAGACGCGCAGGAGAUCGAGCCCGCGCAGGGCGCGCUGGUGCUGAACAUAUUCCGAGAGUACCGCGGCGGCGGCGUUAACGGCGGCGGCGCGAGGGUGUCAUCGUUGCUCGACGACGUCGGCGGCGACGUCGUCGGCGGGUACGGAGGGUUCCCGUGGGACGCGCGAGGGGCCGCGCGCGCCGCCGCCGCGCGCCGCCGCGCGGGCGGCGGCGGCGGCGGCUGGCGGAACGGCAACGGCGGCGGCGGCGGCGGCAGGUUUUUUCCCGGAGCGCGCGGAGGGUUCCCCGGGUACGCGCACGCGGGAGGAGCCGGCGCGCACGGAUUCAGCGCGCACCACGGGUUCGGCGCGGACUGGCACGCGGACUGGAACGCCGCGAUUGGCGCGAUGGGCGCGAACGGGUGGUACCCGCACGCGCACCCGCACGCGCACGCGCACGCGCACGCGCCGCCGCACGCGCACGUUGUCGCGGCGAUCGGCGGCCACCCGCACCGCGGCGUAGGCGGCGCGUGGUGGGACCCGCGGUACGCUAUGGGGUACGACCCCGUCGCGGCGGCGGCAGCGGCGGCGGGCGCGUCGCCGUAUUUCGCGCCGCCGCCGCAGCCGCAGCCGCAUCUCGUGGGCGCGUGGACGCCGCCGCCCGCCACCGCGAGCGCGUUCGCGCCGCCGUCCGGGCCUGGAGGAUCGCCCGAGGAGCUGGAAGGAGGGACGGAGUGGAAGGAACCCGAGGCCGCGCGCGAGGAGGAGACCGCGGCGGCGGCGGCGGCGGGUUUUUCCCCGGAGCGCCGCGCGGACGAGAAAGAGCGCGACGCUCCGGAUAAGGAGAACGCAGGCGUGCCGCCGCUCGCGACGACGACGGCAACGGUGCCGACGGUGAAGACGCCGCCGCCGCGGUUCCGGUUCGGGGAGACGCGCGCUGAGGCGCCGACGUCGCCGUCCGCGUGA
Molecule: messenger RNA, 3519 nt
Organism: Micromonas pusilla CCMP1545
Lineage: Eukaryota; Viridiplantae; Chlorophyta; Mamiellophyceae; Mamiellales; Mamiellaceae
Exons: 2
Coding region: 1-3519 (1172 amino acids)
Biological process (GO): mRNA destabilization
Cellular component (GO): cytoplasm
Molecular function (GO): mRNA binding
Source: RefSeq, a predicted model, not a curated record